Molecule: messenger RNA, 2765 nt
Organism: Drosophila hydei
Lineage: Eukaryota; Metazoa; Arthropoda; Insecta; Diptera; Drosophilidae
Exons: 7
Coding region: 685-2400 (571 amino acids)
Source: RefSeq, a predicted model, not a curated record
UAACAGCAGCAGGCAGAGCGACAGCAGCCGAUACAACAAAAACAAAUUUAGUUUUUUUCUCUCUGCUGCUACGCACAGCAGUGACGCCGACGCAGACGCUGACGUUGACAUCUAUCCUCAGCAGCAUCUUAACGCAGCUGCUCCGUUGACUGUGAGGCUUUUGUUGUUGUCGCUGCUGCUCCCGCUGCUGUUAAAGCGGCAGAGCAAGCGCAACAGGAGCAGCCGCGCCGAUCGCUGUGCAAGAAUUAGAAGCAGCAGAGGCUGAAACACCAUCAGACUCAAGCAGAAGAUCGACAACAGCAACAACAAUAACAAGCUAGAGCAAAGCAGUUGUGGGACGUGGCUAAUUGCAACUUCUGUUUCCGUUUCGCCAUUGGCAGGGCCCAAAAUUAAUGGUAAUUUCAUGCUGUCAUUGCGCAAAAAUCAACACGGCCCCCGAAGCGCCAGCAGAACAAAGCACAAAGUCAGCGCCAUCAAUGACCUCAGCUAACUCGUAAACGAAACUACAGCAAACGCGGCAAUAACAAUAAAUCAGCUUAAGAAGUCCUUGACAAGCAAUUGACGUCCGUGAAAUUCGUUUGUGAGAGACGACGCGCAAGAAGCCAACACAGCUAGAAAGAGAGGCAAAGAGAAGGAUAACGAGAGAUUUCAUUACACAGAGCUAGACGACAGAAGCUUGCAACAAUGGCGCACUCGAAAGUCAUACUGAAGAUUCUGUUCUCGCUGUGCGUUUGGUCAUUUGUAAUCAUUGGCCUGUUCAAGAUGCAUGGCACGAACCUGGUGCCACAGGACUACCGCCAAGUGCCACAGGACUAUCAACAGCUGCCACUGAAUGGUCGCAGUCUGCUGCAGAAGGAUAUGCUACGCUACGCUGAGACAACGUCCACCACCACCGAUCACUUCGAUCCCAGCGAGAUACUCGUCGACAAUCGCACAGCCAUGGACGAUGAUCAGCUGGUGCGCGACGUGGAGUCCAGAAUACCAUCCCUGCCGAUCGCCUACUGGAGCAAGAACAAAAACUUUCUGCAGCAAAAGUCCGCAACGUGCGCCAAAUACCCAUCGAUCUUUGAGCUCGAAUUCAACAACAUUUAUUGGCAAACGAUGCACACAUCGAAUGGCACCUUUCAGCUAUUUGGCGCCUAUUACGACAUUCGGCGCGCCUCGCUGCUGGGGCCGACGGUGCGUAUUCUGGGCAUGAUCGAUCGGAUCGAGCCCAAGGUAAAGACCUACUGUCAGUUCUGGUUCGACGGCCAGAAGGAGCCGUUCAUUGUGAAGACAUUCGAGUACAAGUACAUUUGGUAUAACAAGUGGGGCAACUACAAGCAGGGCAUCUAUCAGCCAUAUCUGAUCGCCUGCCAGAUACCGAAGCCCUUCCACGGCGUGGUGCCCAGCUCCGUGUCGAUGGUGGAGAAGGAAUGCGACACGGCCACCAACAAUUUGCGCGUCAUCUACAAUCGGCCGCCCGAUGAUCACAAGAAGGGUUUCGCCGUCUGUGUCAAGGGUCUGGACUUUCUCUACGAUGAUCUGAGCGUGCGGCUAAUUGAAUGGAUUGAAAUGUUAAACAUUUUGGGCGCCGACAAAAUCUACUUUUACAAUCUGCAAGUGCAUCCAAACAUAACCAAGGUACUCAGCCACUACGAGCAGGAGGGCAAGGUGCAAGUGAUACCAUUGACGUUGCCUGGCGGCCAGCCCAAUGUGCCCGGCUUCCAGCAUCUCUAUCUGACAAAGAAGACCAACCACAAGCGACAGAACGAGGUCAUACCUUACAAUGACUGCCUGUAUAAGAACCUCUAUCUGUACGACUAUAUUGCGCUGCUAGACAUCGACGAAGUGAUUAUGCCCAAGGGCAAUUCCAUACUCUGGUCCGAGCUGAUGGACAAAGCGCGCCCGGAGUCUCUAAAGUUCAAGCCGGACGGCUAUCAUAGCUACAAUUUUCGCAAUGUCUACUUCCUGGACGAUCAGCAGCACGAGCAUGGCUGGCACAAAGACAUACCCAAGUAUAUGCAUAUGCUGCAGCAUGUGCAUCGCGCUAAGAACUACACGAAGCCCAAUCAGUAUGUGAAGUGCUUCCACGAUCCGGAACGUGUGCUCACGCUGCAUAAUCAUUUUCCGCUCAGCUGCUUGGGCGGUGUCUGCAAGUCGUAUCCGGUGGACACGCAGGAUGCACAGCUGCAGCACUAUCGGGCCGAUUGCGUGAAGACGCUGAAGAAGAGCUGCGAGGAAUAUCGCGAGAAUUCGGUCGAAGACAAGACGAUUUGGAAGUAUAAGGAUGAGCUAAUCCGACGCACCAUCAAGACGCUCGAGACGCUGGGCUUCUUUAGGCGUAGCGGCGGCCCAGGAUUUGGGGGCAGCAGCAGCGGACUCGGCGGUGGCGCCACGACGCAUUCCACGGAGCGGUGAUUCGCGCUUCUCGGCGGCUGGUCAUGGCCCUGGCUGCCUGUGGCGCCCUACGUGGAUCCAGCGGCAGCUGGAGCGAUGGGCAACGAGGAGUUUUUUGUCUAAUGAGAGCGAAAUAGAAAGAGACAGAGAGCGAGAGAGAGAGAGUGAGAGAUAUAGGGAAAGUGAGUUCCUUGCCGCAAUAGAGACCGUAAAAGCUACCGAGCCCGCAACUGAACUCAAAUCCAAAACUUGAACCCGUCCCCCCCCUAGCCUAGCCUAGCCUAGAGCUCGAUUUGUUCAUUUUGUGUAUUAUAGAAAAGUUUAUAAUUUUUAUUUUUAUUUUUUUUUUUUAAAUAGUUUGAUAGUAUUCUGUACUUCGUAGCUGC